AUGGCUUCGUCGCUCAAGACCCUCGUCUUGCGCUACCCGUGCCCGGCCGCCGCCGUCGCCACGGGCCGCACCGCCAGCUUCCCCGGCGUCAACGUCCCAAAAGCUUCGUUCUCGACCGCCGCCCGCUCCGUGACGUGCCUCGCCCGAGUGCCCCUGCGCCAGCAAUGCUUCGCCCCUGCAGUUCCUCGGACCUUUGCCCGCGCCAACUCGGCCUUCGCUGCGCAGAAUAGCAGCGCACACAACGACGCUCCCCUCGAUUGGAACAGCUUCUUUAAGCUCCGUGUUAAGCGCCGCCGUGUCCAGCUUCUCUUCUCCUUCACCAGCGGCAUGCUUGGUGGUGGUUUUGGUGCCGUUGCCUUGUCCGCUGGCCUCGCCGAGCCAAUCGUCACUCAGAUUCCCCUCGACCCAAUUGUCACCCUCGGUCUCAUGACAUUCGCAUGCUCGGGCCUCGGAUGGUUGAUUGGACCUAGCAUUGGAAACCAGGCCUUCUACCUCACCCACCGCAAGUGGAAGAAGCAAAUGACCCAGAAGGAGGUCGAGUUCUUUACGCGCAUCAAGAAGCACCGUGUCAACCCCACUAACUCCAGUGCCAGCAACCCUGUCCCCGAUUACUACGGCGAAAAGAUCCAGAGUGUGACGGGAUACCGCCGUUGGCUAAAAGAUCAGAAGGCCUUCAACAAAAAGAAGUCUGCCGACUUUGUGUAA
Ilyonectria robusta is the source of this 705-nucleotide messenger RNA. Its product is annotated as mitochondrial import protein Pam17-domain-containing protein. The transcript is spliced from 2 exons. Gene Ontology annotation, cellular component: PAM complex, Tim23 associated import motor. Bases 1 to 705 code for a protein of 234 amino acids. Gene Ontology annotation, biological process: protein import into mitochondrial matrix. NCBI's taxonomy places the organism in Eukaryota, Fungi, Ascomycota, Sordariomycetes, Hypocreales, Nectriaceae. The record is from RefSeq and is a predicted model, not a curated record.